Molecule: messenger RNA, 741 nt
Organism: Aspergillus terreus NIH2624
Lineage: Eukaryota; Fungi; Ascomycota; Eurotiomycetes; Eurotiales; Aspergillaceae
Gene: pup2
Product: proteasome core particle subunit alpha 5
Exons: 5
Coding region: 1-741 (246 amino acids)
Biological process (GO): proteasome-mediated ubiquitin-dependent protein catabolic process
Cellular component (GO): proteasome core complex, alpha-subunit complex; nucleus; proteasome core complex
Source: RefSeq, a predicted model, not a curated record
AUGUUCAUCGCGCGUUCGGAAUAUGACCGUGGUAUUAACACCUUCUCUCCCGAGGGGCGCUUAUUCCAGGUCGAAUACUCGCUUGAAGCCAUCAAACUCGGUUCCACAGCGAUCGGUGUAUCAACAUCGGAAGGUGUCAUCCUAGGCGUCGAGAAGCGUGUCACAUCGACCCUUCUCGAGGCUUCCUCCGUCGAAAAGAUUGUCGAAAUUGACCAGCAUAUCGGUUGCGCCAUGUCCGGUCUGCAGGCAGACGCCCGGAAUCUGGUCGAACAUGCCCGCGUCGAAUGCCAGAACCAUGCCUUCCACUACGCCGAGCCCCUGCGCGUCGAGAGCUGCACCCAGGCCAUUUGUGAUCUGGCGUUGCGGUUCGGAGAGACGGGUGAUGAUGAAGAGAGUGUAAUGAGCAGACCUUUUGGUGUGGCUUUGUUAAUUGCGGGUUACGAUGAGGAUGGUCCUCAGCUAUAUCAUGCUGAGCCGUCCGGUACGUUUUACAGAUACGACGCAAAGGCGAUCGGAUCCGGAAGCGAGGGUGCACAAGCGGAACUGCAGAACGAAUACCAUCGCUCUCUUACGCUGGCCGAGGCAGAGACGCUCGUGUUGAAGACCCUGAAGCAGGUCAUGGAGGAGAAGCUCGAUGCGAAGAAUGUGCAGCUUGCCAGCGUGACAAAGGAGAAGGGAUUCCGUAUCUACAACGACGAAGAGAUGGGUCGGGCUGUCGCUACGCUCGGCGGCAACCAAUGA